This is a messenger RNA of Komagataella phaffii GS115, 510 nucleotides long. RefSeq lists its product as hypothetical. Gene Ontology annotation, biological process: reciprocal meiotic recombination. Lineage: Eukaryota; Fungi; Ascomycota; Pichiomycetes; Pichiales; Pichiaceae. The transcript has a single exon. The record is from RefSeq and is a predicted model, not a curated record. Bases 1 to 510 code for a protein of 169 amino acids.
AUGAUGAAGCAAACUGUAGACUCAACAAAGAUUGAGACUUAUUUCAAAGGCAUUGAACCAAAGCAGAGAACACAAAGUUUGCCAAUUGAAAUCACGAGCAGAAAACCUGUAAUUGCGUUGAAAUUCAUGAUUGAUCAGGAUCAGAUGGUUCAAACUUUGCGAAUUCAGCUUUUUUUCAAAGAUACAAGCUCCUUUAACCAAUGUCUAGAUCUGAUCCAGGAUUCUCAAUUGCUUGAUCCCUCGCUGCAAAUGAUUACUAGUCAACUUCCACUAACCUUUCUGACUCAGGAUAUUGAUGGAGGUAACUCCAAUUCCUUGUCCAAUUCUAAUAUAGGAGAUCCUCAAGAAACAAUGUCGUAUUCCACGAGGUCAACUUUUUGGGAACCUCAGUUUCAAGCCUCUCAAAGUCCACCCGAUCUGAGGAAAAUUAUUCUACUGAAACUUCAAGACCCCAAUUUUGUAGAGAAAGUAAAGCUUUUGGAAGACGUGAUUUCGGAUGUUUUAAUCUGA